UGAGAUUGAGCGUUGCGUUGCGUAUUUAAAAUCUGUUAAGCACGUUUAACACUUGCUAUAAAAAAAACAUCCCAAUUUAUUGCCUGUGUGACAUUCCUUUUAUUAUUUGAUUUUUUAUCUGCAGGUGGCGACUAGGGCCAAUGCCGACGUUGCGACAGCAUUUUGAACAAGAAGAUGGCACAAAGGUUUCCAGUCUCUAAUUCAGAGAUUACUGACAACAUAAAAAAAGGCAAAGAUAAGAUCAUCCAGGUUUAUGACAUGCUUCCUAAUUUCUGUCUGAACGAAGAGAUUCCUGGCUUAUUGGAUGGACUUCGAAAUGCAAUGAAAGAUUAUAUUAUGCUUGAUAUGAGGCAUCAAGAUCUCAAAACAAGCAAACAGAAAGUAAUUCAGUUAUGCACAGAGAAGGCUGAAAGAGAAAUCUGUGAUGGCAGGAAGUGUUCAACAUCACAUGAAGAAAUAAAUCAAUUGUUAAAAAAUACCAUGUCAAAAGAACUAGAAAAACAUCCGGAAGGUUUCUUGGAAAGAGAUCCUUUAUAUGUCACCAUGAAGGACUUCAAUGAGACUGAAACCAGUAAUAUAGAAGACCAAGAAAUGGAUAAUGAGGAUGGAUUAGCGGUUACAGGAGAAACCAUUCAGACAAUAGAUCCCUAUUCUAAAAAGGAAUUUUCUGAACCUGUGAAGAAUUCAAGAUGUAAACAUUCCUAUGAAAAGGAGAUCAUUCAAAGUUUGAUGGCUGCAAACAAAAAUACAAAAUGUUAUUGGAUGGGGUGCAAUAACCGUGUGCCGAUUAGAGCCGAUGAUCUUGUUCCGGACGACGAACUCAAACGUCAUAUUACCCGUAUGAAAGCUAGAGCUGCUAUAUAAUCUUACAUUGUCGUUGGGAUUCCUUUGAAUCGACCCCAGAUCAAAUGAAAUAUCCUGUUUUGUAUAUGUACAUCACAUUUUUUUUUUUCGAAAUAAGAUACUUGAAUAGGUCAUCCUGAGUCAAUAAACGAAUCGUGAUAAUUUAUAGAAAUACAAAUUAAUCACUGGUUUCGCCACGGCCUUUUCAGUGUCUUCUAUCUUUUUUCCUAAAUUACUAUGUCAGGGAACUUUCAUUGUACAACAACAAACUAUUACACUAAAUGAAAAAUACAUGUUAUGAAAAUUUA
Molecule: messenger RNA, 1151 nt
Organism: Daphnia carinata
Lineage: Eukaryota; Metazoa; Arthropoda; Branchiopoda; Diplostraca; Daphniidae
Product: E3 SUMO-protein ligase NSE2-like
Exons: 4
Coding region: 175-864 (229 amino acids)
Biological process (GO): protein sumoylation; double-strand break repair via homologous recombination
Cellular component (GO): nucleus; Smc5-Smc6 complex
Molecular function (GO): SUMO ligase activity; zinc ion binding
Source: RefSeq, a predicted model, not a curated record